CACACACUGUGGAGUCAGAGAGCACCAGUCGAAGCCAGUCGAAAGAGAAGAGCUUUUAUGUGUUGUAGAUCAGUGUCUCAGCAUUCAACAGCAGAUUCAUCCCAGGAGGAGGAAACUGAGUUUGUAGGAAGUUAAUCCUGAGAUAAAGGCAGCGCACUCAAAGGAAAAGAAUACUUCUGUUGAAAGAUCACCAUGAGAGUUCCUGUACCUGGCUGGCUUGCCUUAAUGCUCGUUCUCUUGACCAUACAGCUGGAAGAUGUGGUAGAGGCAUGCAGCUGUGCUCCAGCGCACCCACAGCAGGCGUUCUGCUACUCUGAUAUAGUGAUUCGGGCAAAGGUCUCAGGUGAAAAGAUUGUAUCUCCAGACUCUCAUCCUCACUUAAAGAUGAUUCAAUAUGAAGUGAAACUGAUAAAGAUGUUCAAAGGCUUCGAAAAAGUGAAGGACAUCCAGUAUGUAUACACUCCUGUUUUCUCUUCCCUCUGUGGCGUGAAGCUGGAUGCCAGCAACAAAGUUCAAUACCUUCUGUCAGGCAGAAUGGGGAGUGAUGGAAAAGUUUCUAUUGGUCUUUGUGAUUUCAUUGAGCCCUGGGAUAACCUUUCAAUGUCCCAAAAGAAAAACCUCAAUCAAAGAUACGAAAUGGGCUGCGACUGCAGAAUUUCUAGUUGCUAUAGCCUACCAUGCUCCACAACUGCAGAAAAUGAGUGUCUCUGGACAGACUGGCUGACAGAUAAAAGUCUGAAUGGAGAACAGGCCAAAGAGUAUGCCUGCAUCAAGCGAAGCGAUGGCUCCUGUAGCUGGUACAGGGGGGGACCUCCCCCAGAAAAAGAGUUCAUGGACAUUUCAGACCCCUAAGAAGGACUCACUGUAAAGGGGAAAGGUACAGAGGCAAUGCUCUUAGACAAGCUGCAUAACUGCUCCAUCUCUAGGUCCUUCAACCUGGAAUGCCUGCAGCUCAGUGCACUCUUCUGAUUCUGUCUGAAGCUCAGUUGCCUAUGUUUCAACAUGUGUGAAUGUAUAAGAUUGCUGACAAGAAGCUAUUUCCAGACUUUUUAAUGCAGUAUUUGCUCAAACGCAUCUGUUUAAGGACUUGAUUACGUCAGGAUUCUUUAUUUUUCUUUAAAGCAAACAUAUAUGCCCACAUUACCACAGGGCACACAUCUUCAUCCUCUCUUUCAUAACCAUGCUAUGUAAAUCGCACAGUCCCGACUAGUGCAUGGCAAGUGUGUUCCUAUUCAUAUGUUAGAAAAACCAAUAUAGAGUGGAAUGUAUUAACUUGGAUGUGAGAAAUGACUUCUUGUUUUAGAUUUCAGGUUAGCAUUUUUUGUUCGCUAGUAAGUAAUUUUGAUCACUGUUAAUUUCCUAAUGUACUUCCUAAUAAUUUGUUUCUAGUUGUCAAAAAGGAUCUGCUUAGGUCUAUAGCAGAGACAUAAACCAGUAUAAAAGCAAUAAUAAUAAUUGUUAUUCUAGAAUAGAUGCUGUCUGAUUCUGGAUCUUGCAAUCCAUUGCAGUACAGUACUUUAGGGCAAUUAGCUGCUUAAUUGUGUAACUGAAAAAAUAGUCAUGUAAUUAAGCAAUUAACAAGCUGGAUGCACUAAAAUUCUGCAAAUGAAUGGAUUAGGAGGACAAGGUUAUGACAAGUUGCACACCACUUCUGGUGUUUUGAUAUUUACAUGAUUUUCAGACCAAGUAGAUUCAAGAAAACCAACAAUCAAGAUGUUUAUAUCUCUUUUUAUAUCCUGUCUUAUGCAUGUACUGAUGCUUAAUUCACAUUAUUGGAAUGUCUAGUUUUUAUGUGAUGGUGUCAAACUCAAUUUUUGAAGGACAUAGUGUCAAUUCCUAAUGUCUUCCUGAUAUUGUUCCACCCAAGCUCCCAGUUACGUGAUAUCGUUGAUCAUGUUAUUUAAUUAAGGUAGCUGUAUAGGUAGCUGUACCUUUAAUAAAGUGAAUAUUUUGCUUAAUCAAGUGUAGAAAGCCUUAAGAAAAAACUUAUUCUGUAUUCUGUAUAUUCUUAGGAAAUAAUUUGAUUAAUUGUUUAAUUGACUACUCAGGAUGAAAAAAAACAACAAGAUAAUGUCAGGCCCUUCAAGAACUGGGCUUAAAAACCCCUGCUUUUCAUAAAAAGAUUGUUAUCUUACACACAAUUUCUCCUUGAUUUUAUUUAAUGUUAAGUAUUUGUUUUAACACAUUUCUUCAUGAUCUUGGGUGUGUGCUGUAAGGAAAUUGAGUAUUUUACUACCAAGUCACAAGAUUAACAAAAGAAUGGAUCAGAAAUUUAGCAUACAAAUGCUUUUUGGCUCUUAUGCUAUACAAUGGUUUAAUGUGCUCUUUUUGCCCAGAAUGUUCUGUAUACAUUAUGAGAAUGUAUAUAUUUGUGUUAUUAACAAUGUAAACACUCACAGCUUAAAAUAUAAAAGUUGGCAGAUAGAAAUUGUAUAGUUUAAACACAUGAUUUAUUUUUCAAUUUUAUUCUGUCUUUUAACAAAUGUUCCAUAAAUACUUUGUAACGCUGAAAUGAAAACAAAUUUCAUUUUCCAAAAAUCUAAUACAUCCCUUUGUAAUGUAAUUAUUACCUAAUGGUGUCAGAAAUAACCAUAGUUAAUGUAUCUGUGGCACAUUGUUUUAAACAAAUGAAUGUUUGUAUGCAUAUUUAUGUUUUUUCACCUUUCAAUAUGUUAGUGGACUGUUCUACCAUAUCAUACCAAAAAGAUUGUUUAUAAAAAUCUUGCAAUAGAGUACCUCAUGAAUUAAUUCAUCCAUCUUAUUUGUCUUACCAAUAUAACCAGCAAGGUUAUUUGUUGUCAGUAUAAAUGUGUCAGUCGCUUGA
Messenger RNA from Lepisosteus oculatus (spotted gar), 2824 nucleotides. Its product is annotated as metalloproteinase inhibitor 2. The record is from RefSeq and is a predicted model, not a curated record. Gene Ontology annotation, biological process: negative regulation of membrane protein ectodomain proteolysis; response to cytokine; negative regulation of endopeptidase activity. Lineage: Eukaryota; Metazoa; Chordata; Actinopteri; Semionotiformes; Lepisosteidae. Gene Ontology annotation, molecular function: protease binding; metalloendopeptidase inhibitor activity. Gene Ontology annotation, cellular component: extracellular matrix.